AUGCGUCAGCGCCGAAACCGUUCACGUUCACGCAGAUAUGACGACCGUGGUUCGGAUUCCCCGAAGGAACGACAGCCCUACAAUGCUGCCAUGGACGCAAUGAGCCGGGCCUUACGAAGAGCUGCUCGGUUGUCAUUCUCAAACGAAAUUGAACAGGCCUUUAUGCUGAGCCGAUUUACACUGCCACCGUUUAACUCCUAUGAUGGGAAGACAGACCCGAUGGAACACGUCAGUCAUUAUAUCCAUAUGAUGCCUUUGCAUACACACAAUGAUACGCUGAUGUGUAAGGUGUUCCUCUCAAGUCUUGGCUCCACGACCUUGAGAUGGUUUAAUCGGUUACAAAAAGGUUCCAUUCACAAUUUUGCCGAGCUGAUCCAGGAGUUUGGCGUUCAAUUCGUGAUGUGUAGUCGGGUGCCACAACCGGUGGACCCGCUGCUUUCCAUAAAAAUGAGGGUCGGUGAAACCCUUUGGAGUUAUGCCAGUCGGUAUUGGGAGCUAUACAAUGAAAUCGGUGGGGGUAAUGAGAAGAUUGCGGCAAGCACUUUCAGGAUGGGGCUUCCCGAGGACUCUAAACUACGGGAGUCGCUGACGAAAAGACCACCCGGGGAUAUGAGGCAACUUAUGAGGCGUAUUAAGAAGUAUAAACGUCUCGAAGAUGAUCGGCUGCAGAGUAAGGGUAAGGCCCCGUUGCUGAGUCACUCCUGGCAGGGCGUUUUUCCCACGAGACCAAGGAAGGAUUUUAGGAUGCAAGAACCAAAAGCAUAA
Quercus robur (English oak) is the source of this 765-nucleotide messenger RNA. RefSeq lists its product as uncharacterized. The coding region runs from base 1 to 765 and encodes 254 amino acids. The transcript has a single exon. Lineage: Eukaryota; Viridiplantae; Streptophyta; Magnoliopsida; Fagales; Fagaceae. The record is from RefSeq and is a predicted model, not a curated record.